CCCGGCGUCACAUCCGGCACACUGGUAACUUCUGGCAAGUACCGGAGCUUCAACUAGGAAGUCGUUUGCGUUUUAUUUGAUUAAAAGAAACGGCUACAUACACUGGACAAGUCAAAAGAAUAGUGUGGCCCUGUCAGGAUACAGAAACACAAUGGACGAGCAAACUGCAGAGAUAGAAGUCACAGUGAAAACAUUAGACUCCCAGAGCAGAAGCUACACUGUCGGGGCUCAGUUGACAGUAAAGCAGUUUAAGGAGCACAUUGCGCACUCAGUGGGAAUCCCUGUAGACAAACAAAGGCUGAUUUACCAGGGCAGGGUCCUGCAGGAUGAGAGGACUCUGGCAGACUACAAUGUGGGUGGUAAAGUGAUACAUCUUGUAGAGCGGGCGCCCCCUCCACCCUCUCAGCCUGGCUCCGGCUCAGGAGGUUCUUCAGCUGACAGUGGUCCGUCCCCGUCCUCCCAGGGAACAUCCCAAGUGCCUCCACACGAUCGGAAUGCAAACAGCUAUGUAAUGCUUGGCACUGUUAACCUUCCAGUCAACAUUAUGGACCCCCAGCAGAUACAGAUGUCAGUUCAGCAGAUGGUUUCUGCUAUGGGAGAGAAUGCAAGGAACGCCAGAAUUACAACCAGCACUGGGAGUAACGGAUCUGUGAAUGUUCACAUUGAUAUGGACCAGCCAGUGCAGAGCGAGCCCAGGCUGAGGCUGGUUUUAGCAGAGAAUCUACUGCGAGACGUCAAUGAUGUUAUUCACAGAAUGGAGGCUCGACCAAGCGAUUCAUCCUCUCACGCAGAAACCACUUCUGCUGCUCCACCUCCUCCCUCAUCAUCUUCUACGACCUCCACUCCGUCUCCUUGUGCCCAGCCCAUGGACACCUCCCCACCUCCGACAACUCCCCCACCUGCACCUACCUCUUCAGCACAUUCUGAGGGACCAACUCCCCAACCUGGACCCAAUCAUCCCAGUCCAGCUGAGCUGGCAGAGAUGUUAACUGAGCUGCGCAGAGUGGAGGAGAGACUGCAGCCCUUCAUCCAGAGAGCUCACACCAUCCUGGAAACAGCCACUACUGCAGAAUACAACAACAACCCAGAGAGAGAGGAGGACCAGCAAACUCUUGUUCUGACAUGGGAGUGUCUGCGUCUCCUUGGCAACGCUCUGGUUGCCCUCAGCGAUCUGCGAUUGAACCUCAUGAGCCCAGUGCCGCGUCACCUACAUGUGGUCCGGCCAUUUUCCCACUAUGCCACCCCAGUCAGUCUUCCUGGAGCUGUGCACCACCACAUCCCUGUUCAGAUGAACCUAGGUGCCACAGUGACUGUUGCGGCUAACAGCACUGAGGGACAAGCACCACCUACUCAGUUGGCAAGCCAGCCCGAGCAGGCAGGUCAGGGACAGACCUCCCCCCCACAGACUUCCCCGUCCAAUCAGCAGGCUGGGCAGGGACAGGCUGGCCCCCGGGUCAUCAGGAUCAGCCACCAGGCAGUCCCGGUGGUCAUGAUGCAGAUGAACGCGGAUGGCCCGGGUGUAAACUCUGCAGCAGCUGGCCAGCAAAUUCCUGGACAACCAGGUGCACUUCCCCCCGACUUCAUGCGCAACCUCAUGCAGCAGAUCAGCCAGUACGCUGCUGCUGUAGCUACGAGUGCUGCCACCGCUGCUGCCACCGGCCAACCGGCCCCACCCCAGGCCCCUCCUUCUGGCUACAGCUCAACGGCCAAUUCCUCAACCACCACGACUGGUCCUAACACACCCACCACAACCCCCACUGCUCCCCCACCCCCUCCUCAUACCGGCCCCCAACCCCAGACAAGAGUCGUGUUCAGCCGGCCACCAUUUGCCCCCAACAUGGCACCUCCACCGUUCGGCACCCGGGGAACUACCAUCAAUGUAAGGGCUGCCAUGCCGGGCCAGCAGCAAGGACAGGCUUUUAACCCUGCGGCUCUUAACCAGAUGAUUAGUGGGCUGGUUGGACAGCUCCUGCUUCCAGGACAAAUGGCCGGUCAAACAGUCACAUCCUCCUCAUCCACAUCCUCCUCUUCUUCGUCCUCCUUUUCCUCUUCAUCUCAGACCUCCUCCUCAUCUUCUACCUCUUCUUUUUCUUUCUCUACUUCAAGUCCAACACCUCCACCUACUGCAAACACUACUAGUUCACCAAACCAACCUGAGCCUCAUGCCAGUGAGCCCCAAUCCCAGGAGCUGCCCCCAGACCUGAGCCAACUCCUGGGUUCUCUCCUGGGGGUGGCUGGUGCGGGCCCUGGAGGAGCCCCUUCCAUCACAGUCACCACGUCUGGAGUCCCAGCGUUCAUUCAGGGAGUGAGUGAAUUCAUGCAGCAGGCCCAGCCAAUCUUCUCUCCACCCCAACCUCCCUCUGGUACCACUACAAAUGAAGCAGCCGGUCCAACUCCCCAUGGCCCUGCAGCAGCCGAAGCCCUCAACCCAGAACUGUUCACAGGCAUCGUCCGUGGUGUCCUGAGCACCAUGAUGGGCUCUCUGGGCCAGGCCCAGAAUGACACAGAGAGCAUUGCCCAGUUCAUGCAGAGGCUGUCCCAAGCAACCAAUAUCUUCAUUAGUCCCGAAGAUCCUACCGGGUUUUUUGGAGAGCUGCUGAUGUUGGUAUGCCAAACAUUCACCAUGUCAGACCUGGUGAUGCUGCUUCAUGGCCAGCAUCAGCCACUGGGUCGUAUUCAGCCUCAGCUGUCCCAGUUCUUCACACAGAACUACCUCAAUGGCAGAGAGCCCACAGACCAGAACAUUGCUGAUGCUGCAAACAGUCUUGUUGAUGAACUGGAGGAGUACAUCACUGAGAGCUUUCGAGAGUCUUCUGUCACGGUGUUGGAAGGUGUCGAUAUUACUCAGACCAACAUGUCAUUCUUCAGACAGCAGCUAACUCACAUCGCCACACACAUUCUGCGCUGCACGGAUGAUUCGUUUGGGCCUCGGCUGCUGCAGAUGUGUAACCAGGCACUGUUUGAAUGUCUUGCUCUGAACCUCCAUUGCCUGGGAGGAGACCAGAGGGCUCUGACUGCAGUCAUCAACCACCGAAUACGGAGAAUGUCUAGCGACAUCAGCCCCAGUCUGGUGAACUGGGUGACCAGCAUGAUGACGAUGAGGCUGCAAGUCAUUCUGGAGCACGUUCCAGUCUCCCAGGAGCAAAUCCAGAACUACAUAGUCCACACGCAGAGAGAUCAGUCUUCUGCAACUGGCACACAAGAGCUUGAACAAGCACAAAGUGCAGCGAUCGGGGACACCCUGUCACCAGCCGCAGCCACCACCGCAGAAGAGGCCAUGUCUGUGUCACACGAUACAAGGGCUUCGUCACGGGACACGAGGGUGGUGCCUGGGGACCUGGGAGCCACAGGAGGAGCCGCACCGUUGGGUGGCAAUAGAGCAGCAGCAGGAGCUGAGGGAGGGAGUGAGGAGUCAGAGACCUGGGCGGCUGCUGUCCCCCCUGAAUGGGUGCCCAUCAUCAGGUGUGAUAUGAUCACCCAGAGGAAAAUGAAGGCUCAGCCUCCGUUGUCAGAUGCCUAUUUGCAUGGCAUGCCAGCGAAACGUAGAAAGACGGGACAGGGAAGUGGAAGCCUCCUCUCCCUUUCAGAUGCAGUGAGCCAGGCAGCCAGGACAGCAGGAGUGAGGCCCAUCACUUCUGCUGAGCGAUUACAAGAUGACCUUGAAACUCAGGAGCUGAAGGAAGCGUAUUCAGAACAGGUUAAAUCAGACAUCAAGAAACGUGUGAGGGACGACCAGGAUUUCAGCUCUCAGCAGUUCCCCAACACGCACAGAGCCUUCUCUCCAGACUCGUGAUCAUGUUCAGCUCAUUAUCAAGCGGCAGUUUUCUCAUUAUCGUUUUCUUCCUCCCUUCCAUCCAGCUGUCGCUCAAUGCGGCGUCUAGACUACAUGGAGAAUGCUAAUGUGUCCCUGUGCCUAUUUAUUGCUUUUUUUCCUUUGAGCCUGCUUUUGCUGAAAGAAUACUACUCAUAAAAACACAUUAAAUUUACAAUUGACUAAGAUCUGCUCACAUUAAUUCUGUUCAGAUACAUGCGUAUGUCUGUAUUUCUUUUGUCUUUUUAUCCUCGUCUUGCUUCGUUUAUAUGAUCCUGAGUUCUAACCAUAUUAUUUUUACUCUGUCUUCUCCAAAUUCUUUAGUCUGCUUCAUUAUGGACGUGCGGUUUGGUACAAGAAUGUACAGGAAGCCUAAUAAAAAUGUUAAACUAAAAAAAAUAAUUUUGACUCUGGGUAAUGUCUGAAAAGGGUUUAAAAGUAAACUAAGGUAAAUUAAAAUGGCUGAAAAAUUACAAAAACUAAGAGUAGCUACAGAUUGUUGUAUUUAUGUAUAUCCAUCAGACUUUUAAUUGGUUUGUACACUAAGAAAUUAAUGUAAAAUGUUAAUAAAAAUGCUUCAGACAAA
This is a messenger RNA of Betta splendens (Siamese fighting fish), 4397 nucleotides long. RefSeq names its product BCL2 associated athanogene 6 (gene bag6). Gene Ontology annotation, molecular function: misfolded protein binding; polyubiquitin modification-dependent protein binding. Lineage: Eukaryota; Metazoa; Chordata; Actinopteri; Anabantiformes; Osphronemidae. The transcript is spliced from 25 exons. Gene Ontology annotation, cellular component: BAT3 complex. The record is from RefSeq and is a predicted model, not a curated record. Bases 152 to 3793 code for a protein of 1213 amino acids.